Trichomycterus rosablanca is the source of this 1481-nucleotide messenger RNA. It is a transcript of the gene rapsn, whose product is annotated as receptor-associated protein of the synapse, 43kD. The transcript has 8 exons. Gene Ontology annotation, biological process: positive regulation of neuromuscular synaptic transmission; synaptic transmission, cholinergic. Gene Ontology annotation, cellular component: plasma membrane; neuromuscular junction. Gene Ontology annotation, molecular function: acetylcholine receptor binding; protein-membrane adaptor activity. NCBI's taxonomy places the organism in Eukaryota, Metazoa, Chordata, Actinopteri, Siluriformes, Trichomycteridae. The record is from RefSeq and is a predicted model, not a curated record. The coding region runs from base 222 to 1481 and encodes 419 amino acids.
UGGGUUUCUUGUCUUGGGGACUUUUGUAUGCAGUGGAUCCAGUUUGUCUGUCAUGCCUCUGCACCCCAAGCUGAGAGCGGUGGAAUAAAGAGGCUGGCGGGUGCAGAGGCCCGGCGUAAACUGGAGUGUCUCUCGUUUGUCUAUUCAUUCAUCUUCUAAACAGUGCAAGAGGAAAGGUUGUAUGCUUAUGGUUUUACUGAAGCAGGUGAAGGAAUAUUUUUAUGAGGCAUAUCAUUGCAAAGAUGGGCCAGGACCAAACAAAGCAGCAAAUUGAAAAAGGGCUUAAGCUUUACCAGUCAAAUGAGACAGACAAAGCUUUACAUGUCUGGACAAAGGUUCUGGAAAAGACUUCUGAUCCUGGGGGGAAGUUCAGGGCUUUGGGUUGCCUCAUUACAGCCCAUUCAGAGAUGGGGAAAUACAAAGAGAUGCUAAAGUAUGCCCUAGCCCAGAUUGACACAGCACGAGAGAUGGAGGACCCAGAUUACCUAACCGAAGGCUAUCUGAACCUAGCCCGCAGCAACGAGAAGCUCUGUGACUUCCAGAAGACCAUAUCAUACUGCAAGACCUGUUUAAACAUGCAAGGAACCACUGUAAGCCUGCAGCUCAAUGGCCAAGUUUGUUUGAGCAUGGGCAAUGCCUUCCUGGGUCUCAGCGUUUUCCAGAAAGCGCUGGAGAGUUACGAGAAGGCCCUGCGGUAUGCACACAACAACGACGACAAGAUGCUAGAGUGCCGGGUGUGCUGCAGCUUAGGCAACUUCUACAUUCAGCUAAAGGAUUAUGAGAAGUCCCUGUUCUUUCCAUGCAAAGCAGCCGAGCUCGUCAAUGACUAUGGGAAGGGCUGGAGCCUAAAGUACCGUGCCAUGAGCCAGUACCACAUGUCAGUGGCCUACAGGAAGCUGGAGCGCCUGCCGGAUGCCAUGGAAUGCUGCGAGGAAUCAAUGAAGAUUGCUCUACAGCAUGGAGAUCGUCCACUGCAGGCCUUGUGCCUCCUGAACUUUGCCGAUAUUCAUCGCUGCCGAAAUGAUGUCGACAAAGCAUUCCCUCGCUACGAGUCUUCAAUGUGUAUUAUGACGGAGACUGGAAACCGCCUGGGACAAGCAUCCAUCUACUUAGGAGUGGGGAAGUGCUGGCUAGUGCAGAAAGAACUUGACAAGGCACUGGAUUCUUUUCAGCGAGCGUAUGAACUAGCAGAAGCAACAGGAAAUAAGCUGUGUUCUCUGAAGGUGCACUGCCUGACGGAGGGCAUCUACCGCACCAAAGAGCAGCAGGAUGAGCUGCGGGAGCAGGUGGUGAAGUUCCUGCAGUGUGUAGAGGAGCUGGAGCUCUACUGCGGCAUGUGUGGCGAGUCCAUCGGUGAGAAGAACCAGCAGCUGCAGGCUUUACCCUGCUCCCACAUUUUCCACCUUAAGUGCCUGCAGACAAAUGGGACCCAAGGGUGCCCAAAAUGCCGCCGUUCUUCUAUGAAGCCAGGCUUUGUAUGA